Ilex paraguariensis (yerba mate) is the source of this 311-nucleotide messenger RNA. The record is from the annotation of a GenBank genome assembly. NCBI's taxonomy places the organism in Eukaryota, Viridiplantae, Streptophyta, Magnoliopsida, Aquifoliales, Aquifoliaceae.
CCCAUCUUCCUCCUUCUUUGAAGGUUAGUUCUCCACACAACUCUCCUUUUCCCUUGGCUCGUCAGUCCAACUCUAGAGCGAAUCCUCUGGUGGAAGUUCAGCUUUCAUCUUGUACUAGCUCACUUUGUUUUCAUGAGUCAAGGUCUAGAGAAAAAUUUGGAAGGUCGACCAUCAUCAUGAUUGACCCGAACGUGGCAACCCAACAUGCAAGUGACCAAGUAGUUGAUGGUUCUUCUCUUGUUAACCACGUUUUUCAGUGCAAUGGGAUCUCAUCUUCCACUUCCAUUCCUAUUCCUGUAGACACUUUGUAA